Messenger RNA from Branchiostoma floridae (Florida lancelet), 1290 nucleotides. RefSeq lists its product as uncharacterized. The coding region runs from base 345 to 1067 and encodes 240 amino acids. The transcript is spliced from 4 exons. Gene Ontology annotation, biological process: regulation of apoptotic process. Gene Ontology annotation, molecular function: death domain binding; protease binding. The record is from RefSeq and is a predicted model, not a curated record. NCBI's taxonomy places the organism in Eukaryota, Metazoa, Chordata, Leptocardii, Amphioxiformes, Branchiostomatidae.
UACCUUAAAAGAUAAAGAUCCCGCCAUGUUUGUUCGCCAUUUGGGCCAUUAUUCCUCAGCAAAUCAAAACGUCGUUUGCGUUUGCACAGUGUGUCAUAUCCUAACAGCGUUGGCAGCUUAAAUGUGAUUCGCCCAACGGUUAAACAGUCCAAAUAUUUUCUAUCUCCAAGGAAACCUGCGGCGCAACACAGUUUUGUUCGCCCGGCUGGUUGCCAACCAGUACAGAAGGCGAGGUGUAGUGGGUCAACUGCAUAGCAAGGUGCUGCUUCUACCUUUGCCACAAAAACUGUCUUAUUCUACCUCAGACGCGGGCUGACUUUGUAGUAAAACGUCAAGGCAUCACCAUGGACCCGGGACACGUGAAGCUGAUAGACUCUAACAUGGCGACGCUCGUCCGGGAACUAGAGCUGACGUCCAACUUCUACAGAGUACUGCAAGACAAGAAUGUCUUCACGGACGAACAUGUCAAGAAAAUCAAGGGAGAGUCCACGUCCGUUCAACGGAAGACCAAGCUGAUCAAGUUGCUGAAGAGUCGCGGACCGCACGUUUUCCACCUGUUCUGCGACUGUCUGAUGGAGACCGGGCAGACCAUGUUAGAGCGCACGCUCAGAAACAACGUAGACGCAUUGACAGAUGGCCCGGAGGAAACAAAAGAAGAAGAUCUCCUCCAUGCUAGGGCAAGGCAACUGGACCAACACAUCGAGAGAAAUCUGAGAGAGGAAAACGCCAUUCUUGUGCAGAAGGUCAGGGAGAUGGAGACAGAACUCCGGGAACGAGUUCGGGCUCACGAGAACGAGCUUUUCUACGUGAGAAGGGAACGAGACGAGGCUAUAUCAGACAGGAAUAGAGCAGCUCAAGACGUGGAGUCCCUGUUGACAGAGAGGGAGAAACUGUUGGAAGAGAACGAACUUUUGAGGGCACAGAAAGAUGUAGUCGUGACAGCGUUGGGGAUCACAGAAGCCACUGCCGCUCUGGAGAAGGUUGAGAAUAGCAUCAAGGAAAAAAGCCGCGAAGCAGCUUCAAAGAAGAGACCGAAAAUGACUAUUAUCAAAUUCGACAACUUUUGAAGUAACGAAAAUAAUAAUGUCCAUACCAGCAGCAUUAUAGUAGCUAAGGUCUACAGUUAUAGUUGCCACAGUAGAAUGUGGCUUUAACACGAUUGUCACAUAUUCCGCAUCAAGUAUAUGAAAAAAAUUAUGUAUCAAAAGCCACUAUUAUACUUUAUGAUAUAAAAUUAUAUAGCGUAACAUUUGUUAUGAAUAUCAUAAUGACGAGGAUAUAUCUUAGGGA